Molecule: messenger RNA, 630 nt
Organism: Adineta steineri
Lineage: Eukaryota; Metazoa; Rotifera; Eurotatoria; Adinetida; Adinetidae
Source: the annotation of a GenBank genome assembly
AUGACUACAACAGUAACACCCCGACAUUCGAUAAAAGUAAAAUGUCUCACAUUACUUGAAUUAUAUCCAACAAAUAAUGAUCGUCAUCAUACAUCAUCACGAAAUACUGCACAAAUUUUAACACGUCGUAUUUAUCUUCAUCCAUUAACAUUAAAUUCAAAUGCAAAACAACAAUCAUCAAAAAUACUUGCGAAUAAUUUACUUAAAAUUGAUCAAUCGAAUUUAGAAAAAACGAGUUUAUUUUCGAAAAAUAUUCCAUUUAAUGAUCGUUCGAUUUCAUCAUCACUUUCAUUAACAACACGUUCAAAUUCAAAAACAGCUUCAUCAAUAGUUACUGAUACUGAUACGAAUAAUGAAUUUGAAACAAGUACAAUUACAAGUUCAUUUAAUCAAAUAAAUUUACCAUCAAUAAGUCGAAAUUCUUUUUCUAUACCAAAGAAACGUACUGUAUCUACUCGAUCGUUAUAUGUUCCAAAAAAACGUACACAAAAAACUUCAAAAGAUAAAUUGGAUGUAUGGCAUUAUUUAUAUAAUACUUUAGAACGUCCAUUACCAAGAGAUCCGCCAACAACUCCACUUGAUUAUUCAAGAGAUAUAGAUUUACAAUAUAUUCAACAAUUAGAAUUCUAA